AGCUCUUGACUUUUACACAAACCGCCAACAGUGCAAGAGCCAGUUUUAAAAUUUACCGCCUCCGUUUUCAUCUAACGCAAUAUGAAUCUCAAGUAGAACUUCAAAAGAUAGCAUUGAUCGAACUGCAGCGUUCACCGAACCCAAUGAAGUUCAAGGCUUAUCUCACCGAUAAUGGCGUGAACCUGUUAGAGAAGAGGUUCCUACCGGCCCUUGAAAAGAUGGGGAAAGUCUGCCAUCUCUACCUAACCCGAGACCAUGCUUUUUUCCUUCACAACCUCCUUAACAGCGACGGCAUCCAUUCCAUUGCUCAAUUCCGCAAAGAAGCGCUCUUUGAUGAGUACAGGAUCUCUAGCCAGAACGACGAUCGCAUCGCCUUUGCCAUUGACCUUACCCUCCUCCAGCGUGCCCUUCGCAGUGUCAUCAGUAUCUACACAGAGUUCUCUGGCGGGAAUACCCCUAGCCGCCUUCAAAUCAAGCUGGUGAAGAAGCUUCCUCCUCAUUCUCAACAGCCUAUGCCCUUUCUCACUUUCGAGACCAAAGGCUACAGAUCUGCUGUGAUUCAAGAUGUUCCCAUCUCUAAGCCUUUGUCUAGAGGGGAUGUGGUGGAGCUGCAAGCAGCCCUUGAUGGAGCUCAAGAUUUGCCCCCCACUCUUGUUCAAGUCCCGGACAUGAACCAGUUACAGAACUUUGUGGACAGGAUGAAGCACGUAGGAGACGUGCUAAGUGUCUGCAUUAGCAAAUACGGGGAUCUCCACCUCCAAAUCUCUACCACUUUGAUAACCCUGGGUGCCGAGUUCAGGAAGCUACUGGUCAUUGGUGAACAAGCGGCGGUUCCAUCAUGGGACCAAGAUUUGACGGCCCAAUCCCGAGCGCGGAUGGCAGUCCAAAAGGGGGAUGGCAUGAUGGUGCACGUUAGCGUGAAGCACUUCUUCAAGUCUCUUCAGUGUCACUUGGCUAAGCCUGACUGUGCUUUCUAUGGGAUCUCUCCUCAAGGUGGUUGCUUGACCUUGAUAUUUCAAUUCUUCAUUCCAGGUACGCGACAAACGGACAAAUCAAUUAGUCUCCAUUGCCGAAUCCCCGUGCUUGACCCCGGUUCCAGCUGAUAUCAUGUGCAAUAGGUAAGUUUUUACAUCAUUGUAAUCAAUAUGACAAAUGACAUUUUCUAAAAUAACCAGUACAUAUAAAUAAAAACCUUAGAUAAAGAAAACAAGAAUAUAUAUAGUUCUCCAUUAUUAUAUCUCUACAUUUUUGCCCUAAUAUUACAACAAUAAAAUCAUUGAAUAAUGGUCAAAGUUAAUAGUGUAGAUUAACAUGGAAAACACUACACUUAAACCCUGCUAUUAGAUAAUUUUUUAAAAAUCAGCAUAAAUAGGACUAAAACAUAGAAAAAAAUAUCAAAAUAGGACUUUCAUAUUUUUUUCUGAAAUAGGACUUCACAUUGUAGUAAUGUGGUUGUAAUGUGACAUUGUACAUGUGCACAUUACUAUAUUUUU
Messenger RNA from Cuscuta campestris, 1493 nucleotides. The record is from the annotation of a GenBank genome assembly. NCBI's taxonomy places the organism in Eukaryota, Viridiplantae, Streptophyta, Magnoliopsida, Solanales, Convolvulaceae.